Messenger RNA from Paramecium sonneborni, 755 nucleotides. The record is from the annotation of a GenBank genome assembly. Lineage: Eukaryota; Ciliophora; Oligohymenophorea; Peniculida; Parameciidae.
AUUUAUUAUGUCAUAUAGCUACCUCUUUAAAUUUAUAUUGAUUGGUGAUACAGGUACAUAAAUAAAUAAGUGAUAUUCCAUUUUAGGUGUUGGGAAAUCUUGUCUUCUUUUAUAAUUCAUUGAUAAGAGAUUUAGAUAAAAACAUGAAGUCACGAUUGGUGUAGAAUUCGGUGCAAGAAUGAUAGAGUUUGAUGGUUAAAACAUUAAAUUACAAAUAUGGGACACAGUAUUCUUAAAUUCUAUAUUUAUAUAGGCAGGAUAAGAAUCAUUUAGAUCUAUUACUCGUUCUUAUUAUCGAUCUGCUGCUGGUGCAAUUAUUGUCUAUGAUAUUACUAAGAGGGAAACCUUCGAAAACAUUUCUCGAUGGUUAGAAGAAGCUAAACAAAAUGGAAAUCCUAAAUUAACUUUUACUCUUGUUGGUAAUAAGAGUGAUUUAGAAGCAGAGUAAAUUUAUCAAUCAUAAUCUUUAGUCGACAAGUCUCUUUUGAAGAAGGUUAAGAAUUUGCUAGAAAUAAUGGCAUCGAUUUUGUAGAAGUUAGUGCUAAGACUGCUAAUAAUGUAGAAGAAGUAUUCCUUAAGACAGCACAACAAAUUUUAGAAAAAAUUAACAGUAAUCAAAUCGAUCCAAAAAAUGAAAGUCAUGGAAUCAAAAUUGGUACUGAAUAAGGCAUCAAAAAAUCUGUUAUUAAUAAUACUCAAUAAUUAUAACCAUAACCAGAAGCUGAAGAAAAGUAAGGAACAUGUUGUUGAAACAG